Eremomyces bilateralis CBS 781.70 is the source of this 3387-nucleotide messenger RNA. RefSeq lists its product as uncharacterized. Lineage: Eukaryota; Fungi; Ascomycota; Dothideomycetes; Eremomycetales; Eremomycetaceae. Gene Ontology annotation, molecular function: ubiquitin binding; identical protein binding; protein-macromolecule adaptor activity. The record is from RefSeq and is a predicted model, not a curated record. The transcript has 3 exons. Bases 1 to 3387 code for a protein of 1128 amino acids.
AUGGGUUUCGAGGGUGUCUACCGAGCCAUAUACGACUAUGCUCCGCAAGGAGAAGGAGAGUUGGAAAUCCAAGAUGGUGAUUUGCUUUUUGUUCUCGACAAGAGCGCGGACGAUGGCUGGUGGAAGGCGAAGAAGAAGGCAGCCGACGAAGGCGAAGAGGAGCCCGAAGGCCUGAUCCCGAAUAAUUACGUCGAGGAGGCGACCGCUUCGAACAAGGCAAAGGCGCUGUAUGAUUACACUCGUCAAACGGAUGAGGAACUGUCGUUCACCGAAGAGUCGCUCCUCGAUGUUUAUGACACUUCCGACCCCGACUGGACCCUCGUUGGCUUCAACGGAGAGUUUGGCUUCGUUCCGUCGAACUACAUCGAGGAAGCGGAAGAUGACGAACAGGCUCCUCCGAAACCGGCUCGACCACCAGCUGCCCCGGCACUGCCGAGAGCUGCUCCAGUAGAAGAACCAGAAUCCAUUCCUCCGUCUCCGGAUACCCCGACGCAGAGCCCGGCUGCUGCUCUGGCUGGGAUACUUGCGCAGAAGACGGGCGGUGGUGACGAUGUUGCAUCAAGAUACAGUGCCCCGGCAAGAGAUUCUUACGCACGAGAGUCGCGUCCAGUACCUCCACCGCCCGCGGAAGAUGAAGACGCCCCGCCGUUGCCAUCCCGAAGCGUGCGGUUCGCCGAAGAGGAGGAAGACACGCCUCAAUUACCUCGAAGACCGCCAAGCGAAGUGUCCCCCCCUCCGAUGUCCCCGAUGUCCCCGAUAUCCCCAACUUUUUCUCCUACAGAGUCUCGAUCGACGCCGCCGCCACGCAACAACUUCGGAGGGAGCUUCAAGUUGUUCAAUAUCUAUCAGGUCAAGAGCGCGCUUGGAAAGGAGCAUAAGAUUAAGUCGGUGCUAGGUAUUGAUGUUCGGAAUUGCCGGAUCAUGGUAUCCGAGAUCGACUCGGGUGGUGGUCAGAAAGGAAAGGAGCAGGUAUGGGACGGCAGUCACAUGACGAACUACAGCAUCGAGGGCAAACGCGUCUUCAUCGUCGUAAUUCGCCCGUCGCAUGAGUUCCACAUCCACGCCGGCAACACCGAGACCGCCGAGGAAAUCACCCGCAUGCUCGGCGAAAUCUCCGGCGCCGUCCGAUCGCAGUCGGAGCUCGGUCCCAUGGCCGAGAUCCUCAACGCCGCGCAGGGCAACGCCAGCCGAAAAAAGUCGGGCAUCGUCAAGUUCGACUUCUCCCCGAACGACGCCGACGAAAUCGCCGUCCAGGAAGGCGACCACGUAGAGAUCCUCGACGACCGCUCUAGCGAAGAGUGGUGGAAGGUGCAGAACAUGCGGACGGGCGACGAGGGCGUCGUGCCUGCUCAGUACGUCGAGUUGACGGCCGGGGGUCUCGAUACUCGCAGCACCGUGGAAAAGAAUCGGGCGGAAGAAGAGCGACAGGCGCGGGGCGCCUCGAAGAGGGGUCAUAAGAAGUCGGAAAACGGUUCGGUGGGACCGGGAUUGCCGCUCCCGCAGAGAGGAAGCAGUCUCAUGAGAGAUGAUCCCUCUAGCCGAAGUGGUUCGCAGCGGAAAUCGAAGCGGGGAAGCACGCAGGGUAGUUCGCGGGCGGAGAAACCAAAUCCGGCCAAAGUUCGCCAAUGGACUGAUCGGACGGAGUCAUUCAAGGUUGAUGCUGAAUUCCUUGGCCUCCGGGAAGGCAAGAUUCAUCUGCAUAAGCUCAACGGCGUGCGCAUCGCCGUCCCCGUUUCCAAGAUGUCCAUGGUCGAUAUUGAGUACGUGGAGGAUGCCACCGGUGUCUCUCUCGAUGAGGAUAAGCCGCUCUCCGAGAUCCGAAGCAAGAAUUCCAGGCGGGGAUCCCCCACAGCCGGAGCCAGCAUCGACCGGAGCGCCGGUAGCAAGUACGAUUGGUUCGAUUUCUUCCUGGCGUGUGGAGUCAAUCCGCAGAUUUGCGAGCGAUACAAUCAGGCGUUCAAGCGCGAUCAGAUGGGAGAGGAGACCAUGGAGGCCAUCAAUCCACAGACGCUACGCACGCUAGGCAUCAAAGAGGGUGACAUCUUGCGCAUCAUGAAGUACCUGGAUUCCAAGUUCAAUCGAGGUGAGGGUGGCGGAGCGAAUGGCUCUGCUGGUGGGCUCUUCUCUGGGCCGGGUGGCACGCUCUUGAACAAUACGAAGAAGGGCCGCCCAGCUCCACCGGUUGAGACGAACAACACAGUGGAUGCCGACGCGUUCAGGCUGAAAGACGAGAAGGAAGCGCAGCCGGAAGACGCCAAACCUACGCCAAUCGCUUCUGGACCACCACCUCCGGAGAAGGACAACGUUGGUGGCUUUGACGAUAAUGCCUGGGAGCCGCGGAAAUCCAAGUCCGCCGUUCAAGUCUCUUCGGCCCCGGUAUCCAGCCCUUCUCCUGCAGUCACUGGAUCGCUCGCCGAACUCUCCUUGCUCAGUCCACCUCUGCAGCCGACAAUAGCCCAGCCAGCCCAACCAUCUCCUCCAACAGCAGCCCCCGACCAAGCUGUCGCGCCCGCACAGCCCGCACAACCUACCGGCGCCACUCCCUCUCUCUUCGACCAGCUUGCACAGGCGCCACCCCAGGGCCUCAAUGUGUCCCGACAACGACCUGCUCCUCCGCAACAGACGACCGGGAACUCCCUCAUCGCGCCUCCUCCCGCGCGCGCCUCGUCCGCGCCGAAUGCGCAGCAGAACGCGUUCCAGCCACCGCCGCUGCAGCCGCAGCUCACCGGCUACCACUCCGGCGUCAUCCACGCGCAGCCCUCCGGCCCGGGCCAGAGCAUGAUCGAGUUGAACCAGCAGAAAAUGGCGCAGCAAUACGCUCAAAUGCAGCCGCAACCCACAGGGUUCCAACCCCAAUUCGGCCCCAACGGCAUGCCGAUGUCGUACCCGAACGCCCAAUUCCAACAACCCCAAUCCACCGGGUUCCAACCCCAACCCACCGGGUUCCAACCCCAACCCACCGGGUUCCAACCCCAACCCACCGGUUUCCAACCCCAACCCACCAACCUCGGCAACCAAUCCGGCUCACCCUUCGCCGACCCCCCCCGCGCCCCCUUCCAGCCCCAACCCACCGGGUUCCAAUCCCCGUCCACCUACUCCCCCUCUCCUCUCCACCCCCAACCCACCGGCAUCAACGCUUUCCUCCCCCCCGCUCUCCAGCCACAACCCACCGGCUUCCAAGCCUCCCAACCCACCGGCUUCCAACCACCUCCUGUCCCGCCGAUCCCGCAGAGCCAACCCGCCGCACAGCCGCUGCAGCCCCAGAAGACGGGGCCGCCGCCGCCCGUGCGCUUCGGGGUUGCCGGGCAGAAGAAGUUGGCGCCGCAGCCGACGGGACGGCGGGCGAAUUUGAGUCAGGCGACGCCGAACAACCCGUUUGGAUUCUAG